GGAGGAUGAGCCACCGCCUGGGGCGUCGAGGCGGCGCCCCUUCCGCCAGGCCGCGGUGUCCAGUGGCUGCCUGGGCUGCAGCAUGGCUCUGCGUGGCGUCAGUUUGCUCGCUGGCGGCGGACGCAGCAGAUGUGGCUGGCCUGGUCUCUCUGUUGCUGCCCAGCUUCGACGGUGACGUGGACGCCACUUCUUGCCCGGACCUGUACCGGCGCUACAGCCGUCGGCACACUCAGUGCGUGCGGCCUCCGAAGUCGUGCCACCCGCUGCACGAGGGCGUCUCCGAGGCCGACCGGCAGCUCAUCGUGGACCAGCACAACGCCUUCCGCAACCGGCUCGCCUCGGGAGCCGAGGCCGCCAGCGGGUUGCCGGCGGCUGCGAACAUGAUGUACCUGGAGUGGAAUGAGGAACUGGCGACCGUCGCUCAGAAGUUGGCCAGCAUGUGCGCCGUCAAGCCGGACUGCGCGGACUGCAGGCGCGUCGAGAGUUUCACCGUGGGCCAAAACAUCUGCAACUACAAGAUCCGCUCCCGAACGGCGCCGCCGAUCUACUGGCGGUCGACCAUCGCCUACUGGUACGACGGCGUCAAGCAGUUCCCGCCGGCCGCCAUCUCGCCCUACAUCUACAGGCAGCACUACGGCACCUUCAGCCAGAUGGUGUGGGCCAAGACGUGGUCCAUCGGCUGUGGCUACUCGCUCUUCACAAGGAGACGCUGGUUCGUGCAGUCCUACGUCUGCAACUACGGUCCGGCCGGCAACUACCUGAAGAGCCGCGUGUAUCUGCCGGGAGAGCCGUGCACGCGAUGCGAGCCCGGAACCCGGUGUGUGGGAAACAGCAGCAGCAUCUUCGGAGGGCGCAACGAGUCAGCCUUCAGCUCUCUCUGCAAGUCAGAGACGGAAGCCGGCCCCCAGGUAACGCUACCGGCGGGUACCAUCUUCUACUGCAAUUUCCACACGCCUAGUCUCGACUGCCCGAUCAAGGAGGAGCCUUACGGAAGUUUCCAAGUGCGUCGACUAAUAGGCGGCGGUGGGUACCUGACCACGACCGUAGGUCAGAACGAAUCAGCGGCGGUGACUCUGGACCGAGUGUUGGCCGUGCCGGAUAAUGACACGGAGGCGUCGACCUGCCUACGCUUCCGAUUCCGCAAGGGCCCCUUCCGCGACGGCGCGGGAGGCUCCUCCCAACUGCACGUGCGGCUCUCGGUGCUCGACCGGAACGUGAUCAAGAGCAGCACGCUGACCCGGCACUACUCGCACUGGACACCGUACAGCAUAACCAUCACCCGACCCAUCCAGGUGCAGGUGAGCGAGGCGACGCACGCCGAUGUGCCCACGUCCAUGUGCGGUACCUAUCAUGAGCACAAUACUAUACUAUACACUGCAGCCUCUCGAAGACCUUUCAAAGUGUGCGGCAGUGGCCGCCUUCAUUCUGUCGUUCAUCUCAACUCCUUAGCGCUGUUUAAACAGCACUUUUUUAUAAUUAACUGUGGAACGCUUAUGCGCUCUAUAUACGCACACGGGCGAUGAACAUGGGUUCUUGUGGCCUGUGCUAUUGUGCGUAUUCUUUUAAAGCGAAUAGGUUUCUCUGGAUUUUUCGCCCGUUUUUGUUGUGGUCGGAGUUUCACCGCCGAUCCAAAGGUGCCGAUGCAGACGACGCGUCCGUCCCGCAACCUCGGUUGCGUCCCUCUUUCUGCUCUCCCCCUCUGUGGCGGCAGACUGAGAGUAGUGUUCCUUUAUAUGCUACAGGAGAAGGCUCCGGCGAUGAGAGAGGGUGAUUAGCCUUCCAGGCCGGCGCUCGCGCCGCUGGAGACAACGCACAUUACAAAUGAAAAUGAAAUUAUUCAUAACCACGAUACGAUUGUGAAUCACGGCGUAAUGGGAAGUAGGUCCAGAUCAAUUUGUAUCGCCUAUAAACGUACACCUAAAUAUAAGUACACCAGCGUUUCCUUCUUUUUUUUUCAUUUGGCACCCAUCGAAAUGCGGCCGCCGCAGCCGAAAAUCACAAUGGUGACCUCGCCACAAGACAUAUAUGAUUAAUCGGCCGAUAUGUAUAACCACCUAUAUACUACCGCGACAGUUAUGAUGAAUGACAGCUGUUUUCAAAGGAUAAUUGUGCAAUGAAACAAAAGAAAAGCUACCUAAACAUCUUUUCUGCAACAAAUAUACCUGUUUCCCUGUCCUUUUAUUCCCCACCCUCCCCCCUACCGCUGCUGGCGUCAACAGACUAUGCUAUACAGUUAGUUUGUGAGCAUCAAUUUUAUUAAGAAAAAACCAGCCAUAAAAAUAC
Molecule: messenger RNA, 2283 nt
Organism: Dermacentor andersoni
Lineage: Eukaryota; Metazoa; Arthropoda; Arachnida; Ixodida; Ixodidae
Source: RefSeq, a predicted model, not a curated record